Messenger RNA from Erigeron canadensis, 2240 nucleotides. RefSeq names its product protein NRT1/ PTR FAMILY 1.2-like. NCBI's taxonomy places the organism in Eukaryota, Viridiplantae, Streptophyta, Magnoliopsida, Asterales, Asteraceae. Bases 100 to 1896 code for a protein of 598 amino acids. The transcript has 4 exons. Gene Ontology annotation, cellular component: plasma membrane. Gene Ontology annotation, biological process: transmembrane transport; oligopeptide transport. Gene Ontology annotation, molecular function: transmembrane transporter activity. The record is from RefSeq and is a predicted model, not a curated record.
CUAGCACCAGUAUAUAAACACAAGCCUCCCUCCCCUCCCCUCCCAUAUUGUGUUUUGUAUAGGAAGAUUGCUAGUGAGAGAAAAGCACAAAUUAAGAAAAUGGGAGAGCAAGUGAUGCAAGAAUUGAACCAUGAAAGACAGCUUUCAACAAGAAAGAAAGGUGGCUUAGUUACCAUGCCUUUCAUUAUAGCAAAUGAGGCAUUUGAGAAGGUGGCUAGUUAUGGAUUGGUGCCAAAUAUGAUACUUUAUUUGAUGAGUGAUUACAAGAUUGGUGUAGCUAAAGGCACAAACAUACUCUUCUUAUGGACUGCAGCUUCAAAUUUCUCCCCUGUUUUGGGUGCAUUUCUUUCAGAUUCAUAUUUGGGUCGGUUUCUCACCAUUGGACUGGGUUCCUGCUUUUCACUUCUGGGGAUGUUCUUGCUUUGGUUAACAACAAUGGUUCCUGACCUAAAGCCACCUCCAUGCAAUCAAUUAACAACCUGCAAGCAGGCCACACAUUCUCAGUUUGCUUUCUUGGUCUUUGCCUUCAUAUUCAUCUCUUUGGGAGCCGGUGGCGUAAGGCCGUGUUCUUUAGCAUUCGGUGCUGAACAAAUAGACGAUAAGAACAAUCCAAACAACGAGAGAGCCUUAGAAAGCUUUUUCGGGUGGUAUUAUGCUGCAGGUGCAACUGCAGUAUUACUUGCUUUCACUGCUAUUGUUUAUAUUCAAGAUCAUGCUGGAUGGAAGAUCGGUUUUGCGGUACCUGCUAUUCUUAUGUUCUUAGCAACACUCUUGUUCUUUUUGGCUUCUACACUAUAUGUGAAAUCCAAAGUUAAAAAAAGCUUGUUCACUAGCUUUUUACAAGUUAUUGUGGUUGCUUAUAAGAACCGAAAACUCCCUUCCCAGUCACCAAGUGCCGAUGGUUGGCAUUAUCACAGAGAUUCACCUAAUUCUCUUCCAACCAAGAGACUAAGGAUCUUGACCAAAGCCUGCAUAAUUCAAAAUGCGAAAGAUUUAACCUCGGCUGGAAUUGCGACAGACCCGUGGAGUUUAUGCACAGUAGAGCAAGUCGAAGAGCUAAAAGCACUAAUAAGAGUUCUACCAUUGUGGUCUUCAGGAAUCAUGAUGUCAAUUAAUGUUAGUCAAUCUUCAUUUCCAGUGAUUCAAGCUAGCACCAUGGAUAGACAUUUGGGACCAAAGUUCCAAAUUCCUGCAGGCUCAUUUGCUUUUUUCACAAUCGCAGUUAUAGGCAUUUGGGUCAUUCUAUAUGAUCGUGUUAUUCUUCCAUUUGCUUCAAAGCUCAGGGGAAAGCCUGUCCAUCUUGGUGUUAAGUUAAGAAUGGGCAUCGGGCUAGUUUUCUCUACUAUGGCCGUCGUAGUUUCUGCGCUUGUUGAACACGCUAGAAGAAAACAAGCAUUCAAACAAGGGCUGCUUAACAACCCGCAAGCGGUUCUUUCCAUGUCAGCAAUGUGGCUGGUUCCACAGUACUGCUUACAUGGAUUAGCCGAAGCUUUUAGUGCAAUUGGUCAAAAUGAGUUUUACUAUUCUGAGUUCCCAAAAAGCAUGGCAAGCAUUGCAGCUUCGCUUUUCUUGCUAGGUAUGGCCUUUGCUAACUUACUCGCCAGUCUAAUCUUAAGCACAAUCCAAAAAAUCACGAAAAGUGGUGGCAAAGAAGGCUGGAUCACAACUAAUAUCAACCAAGGGCAUUACGAUAGUUAUUACUGGGUUCUUGCUAUAAUGAGCUUUGUGAAUCUGUUUUAUUUUAUGGCAUGUUGUUGGGCUUAUGGUCCUUGUGCUGAUGAAAUGGUGAAAGACAAGACUAAGAUCGGUACUAGUAAAGAAACGCUUGAAGAGUUACAAAGAGCAAGAUCCGUAGCAGAUGAAAGAACAAGCCUUUUCAAAGGUUUGCCAUCAUAGUCAAUGUCUUCUAUAAAUCUUGAAAAUAUUAGGUUGUUUCGAACAAAGGGUUCAUUAUAUUGUCAUCAUGCCGGUACUGAGGGAUUUGUAAACAAGAUCCCUUUAUUAGAAUGACCGAUAUAAAACACAAAUGAAAGAACGAGGAUCGGUCAUAAAUCUGAAAUUGAUCUAAGGGCUUGAUUCGGGGGGUGUUUAGUUCCGUUUGGUUUGAAGCGUGAUGAUAGAUGAGAUUUUCGAUUAGUUUUGUGUUAUGGAUGUGGUGUAAUAGGUUGAUAUGCUGGAUCAGAACUUUAAAAAUAUACUUGUAAACAUAAAUAUUAAGUGUGUUUAAGAUUUUUUGUUUA